Molecule: messenger RNA, 989 nt
Organism: Rattus norvegicus (Norway rat)
Lineage: Eukaryota; Metazoa; Chordata; Mammalia; Rodentia; Muridae
Source: RefSeq, a predicted model, not a curated record
UUGGCGCCUUUGGAGGCCUGCUGGGAACAGGACUUCUAAAAAACAAGUAUGUCUGGAAGGCUGUGGUGCAAGGCCAUUUUUGCUGGCUACAAGCGAGGCCUCAGGAACCAAAGAGAGCACACGGCUCUUCUUAAAAUUGAAGGUGUUUAUGCCCGAGAUGAAACUGAGUUCUACUUAGGCAAGCGGUGUGCUUAUGUGUACAAAGCAAAAAACAAUACAGUGACUCCUGGAGGCAAACCAAACAAAACCAGAGUGAUCUGGGGAAAAGAAACUCGGGCCCAUGGAAACAGUGGCAUGGUUCGUGCCAAAUUCCAAAGCAACCUUCCUGCAAAGGCCACUGGACACAGAAUCUGUGUGAUGCUGUACCCAUCCCGGAUUUAAACUAAUGGAGAGUAAAUAAAUAAAAGUAGAUUUGUGUUCUUGUAAAAAAAAAAAAAAGAAAGGAAUCCAAUAAAGAAAUACCUAAUUAAAUAUAAGAAAGUUACCCUAAAGACACUUUAGGAUAGCUCAAUGACUCUGUGUUAGUAAAAAUAUGAAAAUCUGUAAGAAAUGAAUACAGGAGAAAACAAAAUGACAACAUAUCUGAAUGAUAAGAAUGGAGUGGAUCUGCUUAGCUGACCAGUGUGUUAUAUUUGGGAGAUAAAAUUUCUCAAUGAUAUAGCCAUCUUUAGUUUUUAGUGAACAUACCUGUUUAAAUGUGUCUAGGUGAAUCUAAGUCAAAUCUUCUUAUACUUGAAUUAAAAUGUAAUGAAUAAUCUAGUCAAAAGCAAAAAUAAAGGGCUAGUCUGAAGAGACUCCUUUUGAUCAAAAUUGGAAUGUUUGCAUCAAAAUAAUAAGAAUGCUAAUAACUUAUAAUUAAUUGAACAUUUUCAUCAUCUAUGGUAUUGAUAAUGAGAAAGAGAGACAGAGAGACAGAGAAAGAGGAGGAGAUAUGGUUACUCUGCCAACCUAUUAACAAUUUGUAAAUCUACUCUACCAAGAUUAUCAGA